This is a messenger RNA of Mugil cephalus (flathead mullet), 2028 nucleotides long. RefSeq names its product glutaredoxin 5 homolog (S. cerevisiae) (gene glrx5). Lineage: Eukaryota; Metazoa; Chordata; Actinopteri; Mugiliformes; Mugilidae. The transcript has 2 exons. The record is from RefSeq and is a predicted model, not a curated record. The coding region runs from base 128 to 598 and encodes 156 amino acids.
AAGUCCCGCCUCUUCUCGCGAGUGUGUUUGUGACGGACUGCUUUCUACUCUGGCGUGGGCAGACCAAAGUUUAUCCGUUUAGACGACCUUUCUUCUCCUCACACAACUACACAACUUCCCAAAGACAAUGAACAGUUUAAUGAGAUAUACUGCUCGGUGUCUGCGGACUGGGGCGGCGGUCUGUCUCCCAAGACAAGCGGACGGACGCGUGUCGGUGGCCUCGGCCCGGCUCCUGUGUGCGGCGGCGGAUCUCCAGAAGGACCUUGGUGAGAUGGUGAAGAAGGACAAAGUAGUGGUGUUUAUGAAAGGGACUCCCGCCCAGCCCAUGUGCGGUUUCAGCAAUGCCGUGGUCCAGAUUCUCCGGAUGCACGGGGUGGACGACUAUGCUGCCUACAACGUGUUAGAUGACCAGGACCUCAGGCAAGGAGUCAAGGUCUUCUCCAACUGGCCCACAAUCCCUCAGGUCUACUUCAAUGGCGAGUUUGUGGGAGGCUGCGACAUCCUGCUCCAGAUGCACCAGAACGGAGACCUGGUGGAGGAGCUGAAGAAGCUGGGCAUCCACUCUGCUCUGCAGAACGCCGAGAAAGAAUCCAAGUAAAGAACGGGUGUAAACGUCAGACAGCAGGCAAGACGGAGGACACAAUUUUUUUUUCAGGUCGAACCCCACCCCACACGCUGAAGACCGCUGAUAAAUCUCUAGGCAGCUAGUAUGUGAGAACGAGGCACAGCAAGAGUGCAGCUGUCUGACAGUAGAGGGUUUUAAUGAAGAGAGGAAAGAAAUAGUGGCUAGUGUUUUCACAGGGUUAGAAAAAAAUCUGCUACAUUUCUCAUUAAAGCUCCAUAAAGCAUUUUUUUGCAACCUGUGGUGAACAGUCUGUAUAGACGGCACUGAUAUUUUAUCAUGUAGCAUCUAAUUGGUUUACCUACUAAAAUCGACUGAGUGCUUUGAGGAAGAAUCUGAACAUUGCUAGCUAAGCUAUGGGUCUGAAAACCAAAACAACGAGCUGAAAGACGCUUAAAGAAACACCAUAGGGCUGAGAUAGAGUCGAGCAAUAGUUUUCUUUCACCUUUCACACGACGCAUAAUAAUUAGAUCCAUUAUUAUAAACAUAUUGAUAAAAACUUUCUCAUUUACCCCCCAAAGUCCACAUUUGGAUACUUUUCAUAUCUCCAAUCACCAAGUUCACAUAUUUAUUUUAAAAAGUAUAGUUGGGGGACAUGUAGGAACCACCACAGAUUUGGUUUCUCCCUGUGCUUUAAUUAGUUCACACUAGAAGUUUCCAUCACCCCGCCCUCUAAAAGCUCUCCUACCUCCAAUCAGUUUAAGACCAAAUGAGCCUCAGACUAACCUGACUGCACCAGGACUAUGUUAAGAUCAUUAGAACACUGCCAAGAAAUGAUGUCAUCACACUUGAAACCUUCCAAACGCGCUGCCUGUAGUGUCAGUAUACAAGAAGGAAGAACAAAGAGGGGAUGACAAUAAAGCUGCAUAACGAUAAUAAUAAUCAUCAUAAUUAAGAAGAAGUUUUGCGUAAUUUUUAGGCAGUUGAACCACAUAUGAAUUUGCUUUUCGACCAGAAGCAAAUAUACUUACAGACCACGGCUCACUGACCUCCACACAUGCACUGUCAAUGUUGCUCCGAUUGACCCCUCAUCGCCCCCUGUUGGUUCUUCCUGCCAGGAACCGCACCCUAAGCGGUGUCCCCUGUUUUUUUGCCCGCUGAAACGCAACACAUGACUGAUUUACAUCACACGUGGACUAACAGAAGCAAGUUUGUUACAUACAUCAAACCUGUGGUAUUUGUUCCCUUGUCACUUAAGGAUUACAGUGCUUUCUGUUUUUUGAGUUUUCUCCGAGUCCAAGAUGAUGUUGACCAGUCCUAGAUGCUCCUCCUGCUGCACACAGCUGUAUUAUCAAAGUAAUGAUAUGUAGUACACUGUAAGAUAUUGUACAUUGAAAGCAUAUUAUUGAAUGUAUAUUAGACGCAUGUAAACCCUGCACCAAUUAAAUAUUUUGUGACACAAGUAA